AUGGCCACGGGCUCCGGAAGAUACCUGCGUUACAUCUUGUUUGCCUUCUUUGGCAUUCUCAUACUCUACUUCAUAUCUACAUCCUCAUUACCAUCCUACACGCCAUCAAUAGCUGAGGCGGCAGGAAAACUGUCUUGGGACGAUAUAAAAGUCCCUGUUACACCACCACCGGCGGAAAAGCCAGCAGCUGAUCCUGAUGCUGUUGCGGAUGCUUUUACCUCGAAGCCUCAAAAUCCCCAGUUGGGAACCUCGCCCUUGCCGAGCAUAACUCCUUUAAGUCCUUCAGAACUCUCGCCUGCCGCACCCGGAGAGAGAGUCAAUGCAACCUUUGUCACCUUGGCCAGAAACUCGGAUAUCUGGGAGAUUGCUCGUUCCAUUAGACAAGUCGAAGACAGGUUCAACAGAAACUACAACUACGACUGGGUCUUUCUGAACGAUAAACCAUUUGAUGAUCAGUUCAUCAAGAUUACCACUUCUCUCGUCUCGGGCAAGACCCAUUAUGGCGAGAUCCCUGUCGAGCACUGGUCUUUCCCGUCGUGGAUUGAUCAGAAGAAAGCAGAGGCCGUUCGUGAAGACAUGCGCAGGCGGAAGAUCAUUUAUGGCGACUCCAUCAGUUAUCGCCACAUGUGCCGUUUCGAAUCAGGCUUCUUCUUCCGUCAUCCUCUUCUGCACCAAUUCGAAUACUACUGGCGAGUCGAACCGAGCGUUGAACUCUUCUGCGACAUUCACUACGAUCCUUUCAAGUACAUGAAGGACAAUAAGAAGAAGUACAGCUUCGUUCUCAGUUUGUACGAAUACGUCGAAACCAUCCCGACCUUGUGGGAAAGCACCAAGAAAUUCAUAAAGGCCCACCCCGAGCAUAUCCAUCCUGAGAAUUCAAUGGCCUUUUUGAGUGACGAUGGAGGUGAUACAUACAACAAGUGCCAUUUCGUGAGUUCUACCCCAAUGACCCCUUCAUUCACAACUAACACAUACCAGUGGUCUAACUUCGAGAUCGGAAAUCUUGACUGGCUCCGGUCCAAGGCCUACAUCGACUUUUUCGAGUCCUUGGACCAAGACGGUGGUUUCUUCUAUGAACGUUGGGGUGAUGCUCCUGUUCAUUCCAUUGCUGCAAGCCUUUUGCUCCCAAGGGACGACAUCCACUUCUUCAAUGAUAUCGCCUACUACCACGUCCCAUUCACCCAUUGCCCCACUGGGGACGAUCUUCGCCUGAAACUCCGAUGUCAUUGCAACCCCUCUGACAAUUUUGAUUGGAAAGGUUACAGCUGUACCUCAAGAUUCUUUGAUCUGAACAAACUGUCUAAGCCGGUGGGCUGGGAGGGUCAAGCUUGA
Molecule: messenger RNA, 1332 nt
Organism: Exophiala bonariae
Lineage: Eukaryota; Fungi; Ascomycota; Eurotiomycetes; Chaetothyriales; Herpotrichiellaceae
Exons: 2
Coding region: 1-1332 (443 amino acids)
Biological process (GO): protein N-linked glycosylation; protein O-linked glycosylation; cell wall mannoprotein biosynthetic process
Cellular component (GO): Golgi apparatus; membrane
Molecular function (GO): alpha-1,2-mannosyltransferase activity
Source: RefSeq, a predicted model, not a curated record